Messenger RNA from Bradysia coprophila, 1944 nucleotides. It is a transcript of the gene Miga, whose product is annotated as mitoguardin. Gene Ontology annotation, biological process: mitochondrial fusion. Lineage: Eukaryota; Metazoa; Arthropoda; Insecta; Diptera; Sciaridae. The record is from RefSeq and is a predicted model, not a curated record.
UGAACAUUGUGAAUGAAUCUGACUCAAUUGUCAAAAUAACAUUUUAAUCAGACUCGAUUGAUUUCGUUAAUGUUUUCGAUUAAAUUAUAUAAAUACGCAAAGAAUACGUUCUAAAUCCGUACGAUUGAAUCGGAUAGUAUCUCGAGAUUUUUAAAAGAAAAUUGUUAUUUAGUUGACCAAAACUAAAAAAGUCUUGCCAAUACAUACAUCUGUGAAAGUGAAACCGGAUUACUUAACCCUACAAAGUAGAAAGUUUUUUUUUCUUCGCAGCAAUACACUUUGUCAAAUGUUUGCAUUUCAUUAAAAUUUUACGAUGAAUUUUGAGUGAUGUUAAAAAUUGUUGAAUUUUGAGCGUGAGAGUUGUGCGUGCAGUAUUGGUGAUACCGAUGUCGUUCCUAAGUAAAAUGUUCAACUGGCGAAUACCGUCACUUUUGCCACAAAGCAUAACAUUUAAUACUACACAAAAGGUUGUUAUUGUGUCGAUACUGGCAAGCACUCUGUUGGGAGUGCUGGCAAGGCAUCUGAGACGAAGAAAGACACCUCGACCUAUACGGCGAAAUCGUAAAAUUGGUGGCAGACGUAGUAGAAAUAGCAUACGAAGUCCAAAUGACUUGGUGUCGUUGAGUGGAUCAAAAGUAUCAGCCCGUUCGCAAAGUCCUGGCGGUUCAAUUGUAGCGCUCUCCGAUCGCCUGUCAUUAGCAUCCGGAUCUUUAGGUGCGGGAAUCGUUCAAGGUACUCCGUUAUCACCACAGCAGCUUGGUGUAAUGGGAAUGGAAGCUUUAGAAACCGUUCUAAACUAUUGGGAAGAAGCGUUGACCUGUUACCAGACGCCCACAUCUCACGAAGAUUCGGAAUUUUGCCGCGAAAUUCAAAAUUUACUUGACAUGGCCUAUUCACUGCAAGACCAAAGUGAAUUGCUAUUUCUCGAUCAGCGGUCGGUACUGUUUCGAAACGAGAGUCAAGCAUCCAAAAAAUUAUCGAAAGGUGAUCGAUCUGGAUCCGAUCCGAAUUUCGAUUCUGCGGAAAGUUUUGCCUCGGCUCUUGACCAGGUGGCAGAUCUUCGCGAAUUUGAAGAAUUUUUCGAAUCCAUGUCCGAUCUACAUCGGUAUCCAUUAUACCAAAGUGCAAUUAGACAUUUAGAAGAAAAUCCCAUUCCAUACAGAACGAUGCGAACGGAACUCGUUAAUUGUUCGUCAGACGUUGAAUAUUUGGCUAAAUUACAUUGCAUUCGAUUGGCAUUUCAAUAUUUGUUUAAGGAUUCCAGUAACGGACAGUGGGUCGCUGACACUGGUCGUCAAGUUCUCACUGACUUACUGUUACUCAGCGACAAAGAUCCAAAAGAUUUCUUAGUCGGCUACGAGGACAUGCUAAGAUUUUUACAAGAACCAAGCAAUUGGGUGGCAAUCGAAAAAGAAUUGGAACAACGGAAUGUUAAGGCGAUGACAUUCUAUGACGUGGUACUGGAUUUCAUAAUCUUAGAUGCAUUUAAGGACUUAGACUCACCGCCAACCAGUGUAACGGCCGUAGUACAAAAUCGAUUUUUGUCGAAUGGCUUUAAAGAAACGGCGCUAACCACUGCAGUCUGGUCGGUGUUAAAGGCGAAACGACGUCUACUCAAAUAUUCGAAUGGAUUCAUGGCCCACUUCUACAUAAUAUCAGAACAAAUUUCACCGUUAAUGGCAUGGGGUUUCUUCGGGCCCGAUGAAAAUCUACGCGACGUUUGCAAUUACUUUCGGGAACAAACGCUUGGUUUCCUUGCGGACAUUUUCAAUUUCCAAAAAUGUCGCUACGAAACGGUUGAAGAUUUGUCGGCGGACAUAUUCCAGCAAAUGAAAGAGCGCGUGAACAAUAUUACGAUUAAGUUUAGUCAGUAGGCGUGAUGGACAAUUUAUGCAGGCAAGACGAGUGAUUCGAAGCAAUCGAUAAUUGAUGCGGCCAAAUAAA